AUGACGUCGGGGCGGCGCGACGCGCCGGCGGAGGCGUCGGGAGCUCGCGUCACCUUUGUCUCUCCGGCAGGUCUCCGGGGGAGAUGGCCUUUGCCCGCCGGAGGGGUUUCCCUCAGGCUCUGCAGCACGCGGGUGAGUCUGGAGGGCAUCAACAAGCCCGUCAUAGACCGCAUCAUCCGGGUGGACCAUGCGGGGGAGUACGGGGCAAACCGCAUUUAUGCGGGGCAGAUGGCCGUCCUGGGUAGAUCGAGUGUGGGACCGAUUAUCCAGCAAAUGUGGAAUCAAGAAAAAGACCACCUGAAAAAGUUCAAUGAACUAAUGGUUGCAUACAGAGUUCGUCCUACUGUUUUAUUGCCUUUUUGGAAUGUAGCAGGUUUUGUUUUAGGGGCUGGAAGUGCUUUACUUGGAAAGAAAGGUGCAAUGGCUUGCACAGUGGCAGUGGAAGAGAGUAUAUCGGAUCACUACAAUAGCCAGAUCCGAACUCUUAUGGAAGAAGAUCCAGAAAAGUACAAAGAACUACUGCAGAUAAUAAAGCAAUUUCGAGAUGAUGAACGGGAGCACCAUGACAUUGGGCUUGAGCAUGAUGCAGAAGCAGCACCAGCUUAUUCAGUUUUGAAGACAGCUAUACAACUUGGAUGCAAAGCUGCAAUAUUUUUAUCAGAAAGAAUUUAGUGAUAUUUUCCAUAAUGUUUGUGGCAAUAAACUGUGACACAAAAGUGUACGGAAAUUGCACAAGACUAGUAAUUAUUUUAUUCAGCCUUUUAAAGUUUUCUUCACUAAGUGUCUGAUUCAGCCAUUCUUUGUCACAUUGAGUACCUGUUCAAAAAGUGUCUAUAUUAAAGUCACUUGAGGUAAAUGUGAAUGAAAAUGGCAGAAUUGGGCCUGUAUGAACUAAACCUCCUUAUUCAGAGACUGUUCACAAGG
This is a messenger RNA of Haliaeetus leucocephalus (bald eagle), 924 nucleotides long. RefSeq names its product coenzyme Q7 homolog, ubiquinone (yeast) (gene COQ7). The transcript is spliced from 6 exons. The record is from RefSeq and is a predicted model, not a curated record. Gene Ontology annotation, biological process: determination of adult lifespan; ubiquinone biosynthetic process; regulation of gene expression. Gene Ontology annotation, cellular component: mitochondrial inner membrane; nucleus. Bases 1 to 672 code for a protein of 223 amino acids. NCBI's taxonomy places the organism in Eukaryota, Metazoa, Chordata, Aves, Accipitriformes, Accipitridae. Gene Ontology annotation, molecular function: 3-demethoxyubiquinol 3-hydroxylase activity.